CUUUAGAUCAUUCUCUAGCGUCUUGGGGUACGUCUUCAGGUCCUCGUGGGGCGCGAAUUGGGCAGGAUUCACAAAGAUGGAGAGUACAGCAAUAACGAGUGGAUUACAACGCACCCAAGCUGAGAUGCCCGUCAUGAAGAGCGCCCAUUGUCGCGACGUACCCGACGGUUUUACGGGCAUCGCGCGCAGCCUGGCGCCACUGUCUGUAGGAAGCGACAGUGGUGAACGUGGACUGAGUCAUAUUUCGCAAAUUACGAAGCAUACGUCGUGCGAUGGGGAGGCGAUCUACCCGAUUAGGACUCUGCCAUGUCCAUAUCAAAAGCCGAAAAAUCAUACAUCCAAACCGGCCUCCUCUCCGCGCCUCCACGACGACAAGACGGCCGCUCCCUCCUCGACUUUCGCUCCAUCGCACUCGAAACCGGCGUCGUCCCUCUCGCAAACGGCAGCGCCCGCCUCCUCAUCGCUGACGGCACCGAGAUCCUCGCCGCCACCAAGCUCCAAGUCCAAGAUGGCCCUCUCCCCCAACUGACAUGCACCGUCACCUGCUCGCCGGCCGCCUACCCGCACCUCUCCCCGGCCGCCCUCGACGACGUCCAAGCAGAUCUCACCGCCCUCCUCAACGGCACCCUCUCCCGCCACCGUCCCGACAACCUCACCAUCCUGCCUGGGAAAAAAGCAUGGGCCCUCCAUCUCGAUAUCAUCGUCCUAGCAGAUGCAGGCAACGUCUGCGAUGCGCUCUUCAUGGCCGCUCGUGCCGCUCUGUGGGAUACCAGGGUUCCGAGGACGCGCGGGGUCGAGUACAAGGCGCGUAAAGACAGCGGCUUCGACAUGCAGACUGCCCCCCCGGAUUUCGAGCUGGCCGAUUACUGGGACGACGGCGAGGUCCUCGGAGGGAGAGACACCUGGCCAGUCUCUAUCACCCUCAACAUCGAAUCAUCUGUGCACUACCUCGACGCUAUCCUCCAGGAAGAAGCUUCAACACCCCUCCGCCUGCUCCUCAUGUACUCUUUCCCCGGCCCUAUCCUCCAGGGAAUGCGCACAAUUGGCUCUGGCGACCUUAGUCUCCCCCAGAUAAAAGCUUUACUGGCGGACGGCGAAAAAUACGCACUCGAGCUCAUGCAGGCGUUGAAUGCAAAACUCUCAGAGGAGGAUGUUAGGCGGAAUCAAAAGGCCCGGGAUCGGUUCGAGCAGCGUUACUAGCAUUUACUUUUCGUGUCUUAGUUUAUUCACCAUACAACAACUUGCGACCCCAC
Molecule: messenger RNA, 1253 nt
Organism: Guyanagaster necrorhizus
Lineage: Eukaryota; Fungi; Basidiomycota; Agaricomycetes; Agaricales; Physalacriaceae
Product: ribosomal protein S5 domain 2-like protein
Exons: 3
Coding region: 307-1200 (297 amino acids)
Biological process (GO): nuclear-transcribed mRNA catabolic process, deadenylation-dependent decay; exonucleolytic trimming to generate mature 3'-end of 5.8S rRNA from tricistronic rRNA transcript (SSU-rRNA, 5.8S rRNA, LSU-rRNA); rRNA catabolic process
Cellular component (GO): nuclear exosome (RNase complex); cytoplasmic exosome (RNase complex)
Molecular function (GO): mRNA 3'-UTR AU-rich region binding
Source: RefSeq, a predicted model, not a curated record